Molecule: messenger RNA, 1707 nt
Organism: Fusarium musae
Lineage: Eukaryota; Fungi; Ascomycota; Sordariomycetes; Hypocreales; Nectriaceae
Exons: 1
Coding region: 1-1707 (568 amino acids)
Biological process (GO): regulation of DNA double-strand break processing
Cellular component (GO): site of double-strand break; nucleus
Molecular function (GO): protein binding
Source: RefSeq, a predicted model, not a curated record
AUGAGUUCCGACGAUGAUUUCGAGAUUGAAGUUUCCGAACUGGCAGCAGACGAUCCUAUGAGAUCUUUCUUGCCCACAUCCUUUGGGAAGAAAUCGAAAGAGGCCGAUGUCACAGCCCAAAUCGAAAGAAGUCGCAGAAAAGCCGCGGAAGUCAGUGGUGGAAAGAAAAGGCAAGGUUCUAGUGAUGACUCCGACAGCGACAACAGCGACGAUUCCGACCAAGAUGAAUUCCCUGUAUCACACGAGCUUGUUCUUAAAACCCACGAUCGCGCAGUCACCACAGUCUCGCUAGAUCCAGCAGGAGGACGCCUAGCAACUGCUUCCACAGACUGUACUGUCAAGUUGCAUGAUUUUACUUCUAUGACUCCCAGCACGCUGAGAUCUUUCCGAUCCGUCGACCCUUACGAAACGAAGGCAUCCGACGUUAACUCGCAAUCGCAUCCUAUCCACCACAUAGAAUUCAACCCUCUAGCAGGAGGUGUCCUACUUUGUGUUUCAGCGCAUCCCCAAGCGAAGAUACUGUCCCGGGACGGCGAUAUUGUUACAGAAUUCGUCAAGGGAGACAUGUACCUUCGUGACAUGCACAACACCAAGGGCCACAUAUCCGAAAUCACGACUGGCACCUGGCACCCAACUGAGAAGAACUUGUGCGUAACUGCGGGUACAGAUAGCACACUGAGAAUUUGGGAUAUCAACAACAAACGGACGCAGAGAGACGUCGUUGUGUUCAAGUCCAAAGCCGCUGGCUCUGCUGGUCGAACCAAGAUGACCGCGGUUGCAUGGGGAUCUUCACCCCAAGGAAACAGCAACGUCCUUGUCGCAGCAGCCUUGGAUGGCUCGCUGGUCAUGUACAGUGGCAAUAGUCCUUUCUCACGACCUGCAGGAGAAAUUCGCGACGCACAUAAACCGCAAUCGUGGACCAGUGGCAUUGAUAUAUCGUCCGACGGUCGCAUGGUAGUCACAAGGGGAGGCGACGAUUUGAUCAAACUCUGGGACGCCCGCAAAUUCACGAAGCCUCUCGUCACAGUCGCACAUACCUCAACCUCAGACCAUUUCCCUACGAGCAACAUCAAGUAUGCGCCAAACUCGACAAGCAUCAUCACGGGCUCCGCGACCGGCCAUCUCCACAUUCUGAAUCCUGGCAAUCUGCGCGCAGAGCAUGUCACUGAAAUAACACCUGGGUCGCCACUAAUUACAGUGGAUUGGCAUCCAAAGAUUAAUCAGAUCGUGACAGGUUCAGCUAAUGCCGAGACACAUGUCUUGUACAACCCGCAGAUGUCGAGUAGAGGCGCUGUUGACGUCAUGUCACGAGCACCGAAGAAGCGACAUAUUGACGACAAUCCUGAAUUAACAAUGGACCAGUCUGUUGGCGUAUCUGGUGAUGCGAUUGUAGUGCCAGGUGCAACGAGAAGCUCAAAGCCAUCUGGAGUUACAGUAUCAGGCCGCUCGAAAGAUCCUCGACGCCCCCACAUCCCCCAACAGACACCAUUCCAGAAGAACCAGCCGGACGAGAAGCUCAUUGCAGAGAAUAUUCCUCUUGCGCGCAUGCUGCACGAAGAUCCGCGAGAAGCUCUACUGAAAUACGCAGACAAGGCCCAGAGUGACCCUAUGUUUACCAAAGCCUGGAGCAAGACGCAGCCACAAACCCAAUACGCGGAGCUGAGCGACGAGGAAGAUGGCCCCGAGAAGAAAAGGCUCAAGAGGUGA